This is a messenger RNA of Bicyclus anynana (squinting bush brown), 6330 nucleotides long. It is a transcript of the gene Paip1, whose product is annotated as polyadenylate-binding protein-interacting protein 1. The record is from RefSeq and is a predicted model, not a curated record. Bases 202 to 1413 code for a protein of 403 amino acids. Gene Ontology annotation, biological process: regulation of translational initiation. Gene Ontology annotation, molecular function: translation activator activity; protein binding; RNA binding. The transcript is spliced from 8 exons. NCBI's taxonomy places the organism in Eukaryota, Metazoa, Arthropoda, Insecta, Lepidoptera, Nymphalidae.
ACUCAUUCAAAAAACAUGGAGGUGCUCCCGUAGAAGACGUCGUUGAAGACGUUGAAGUGUUUGUCUUUGUUUACGUGUCGAAAUAGUCGUUCGAAACUAUUGAAAAUAACGCAAAGUGUCUUACUGCGGUUUAUGAAAUUCAUUCAAAAGUAUAGUGGCUUAAUAUUUUUGAUAAAUACUCAUUAGUGCGUACUGUUUGAAAUGAAUAACGGGGAAGUUGGAGGAUCUAGAGGUAGAGGCCGUAGUUGGCAAAAUCCCGAUAGUAAACCUCGUGAGUUGCGCCGGCCUAAAUCCGUGGCAGAUGAAACAAAAGUUGCACCUCCUGUAUCAACACUGUCUGCAGAAGCUAAAGAAUGGUAUCCCCCGAACUAUGUACCACAGUCCCCAGUGAAUUACAAUGCUGAGCCUGUAAGAGCACCACGCUACUCCGUUCAGGAUAGAAUCCGACAGGCACAAGACCAAAACCCAUAUACUUUUGAAGACAUGUCAUAUACACUCGAGGAGCCUGAAAAUAUGAAUAUGAGAGAGAACAUAGCAAACCUGAUUACAUUUAUGUGUGAGAUAACAUUUGAUCCCGGCAAAUUCGACACUCUGUGUGGCCCAAUAGUUGAUACUUUUGUUUCAACUUUGAGUGAUGCCAGCUAUACAAGACCUCUUGUGGAAGCCAUUGUUAACCAAUCCAUUGCUGAGUCAAACUUCCGCUACAAUGGUGCCCGACUUUGUUCAAUAUUCGACUCUGUUGCCUCACCUGAAGAAUCAACUUUCCGAGCAUGUCUACUUGAGCGCUGCUCUGCCGAAGAGAACAAGAUUAUAAGUGGCUUAGAGACCUCCGAGGAGAAUAUGCGUGGCUUUGCUAUGUUCCUGGCUGAAAUAUAUACUCAACUGGAAAACAGCCAGGGUGGUAGAAUAAGAAACUUAGGAGAAAGCCUCUGCAAAGUUCUACUGCAUCUAUUAGAUACAGACAAAGAAACGAACAUAAAGUCAGUUUGUCAAUUGCUCAAGUUGUCGGGUAUAGCGCUGGACGCCGACUGCCCGGCGAGUAUGCACGCAGCGUUCGAGCGCCUCAAGUACCGCGCGGAGAUGCCCUGCGUGCACCGCGUCAUCGCUCUGCGCGCCGCGCGCUGGGGCACCGCAGACCCCGAGCCCGACCCGCCCGCGCCGCAGCCCAACUCGCGCCGUCUGAACCCGAACGGCGAGGCGGAGGGCACGAUGGGCGGCUACCUGGCGGACGGGCAGUCGCUUACGCUGGAGGAGCGCGACUUCCUGCAGAACAACCUGCCGUCCAAGCCCGCCGCGCUCGACAUCGACAUACUGGAGGAGCUGGAGAACGAGGCGUGGGACACGGGCAUGGACGCGGAGAUGCAGGCCGGCUACCUGGAGUUCCUCCGCAUGUCCAACCAGAUCAAGCGAUAACCGUGCACGCGCACCAACCGCACCACACAGAUCACAAUGCGUCUACACUAGGACAAUGGUGAACAAAACUAUACAACAAAAAAAAUAACAAAAUUUUAUAAAACGAUAAUAAAAAGAUUCGUCUGUGAAGGCUUUGUAAUAACUCUAGAUUAUAUAAUAAUAAUUAAAUAUAUGAUUAUGACGUAUUCUACAAAGAGAAAAUUGUGGUAGAAUCCGACACUGUAGCUCAUCCGACGUAUUCUCACCGACCGAUGUGGAGUCUCAGUCGCCGCACAAACAAACACACACACAAUAAUGUUGUCAUUAAAAGUAGGCAAAACAUAAUCUGUCAAUAUAAUAUGAUCUAUAUUGACAAUGUAUAGCUUAAUAUUGUGCAUGUGUGUAAUAAUAUAAAAUCUACUGCAAACAUGCCCUAUUGAUUAACAUAGACAGCACGAGUCCUACAAUCGCUAAUUACGUGCAGUGGCAUACAAUACUAUUUCUAUGACCAUGAUAAAAGAGUUUACAAAAUUUGGUAAAUAAUAUAUAAUUGGCGUUGAGCAUAACCUCUUCGAUUUUGUAUUGACUUGGCCUAGAUUUUUAUGAAUUUUUGUAGCGAAUGACAUGGAAUUAUUAAAUUAAAAAUUAAAAAAAAAAUCAUUGUAGCACAGUUUACCUGCAUGAUAUAAUGAAUAUUACUAAAUGACAUGUAGGAAUGAAUAUCUUUGUUAUAUGAUUUGAGGUUUUGUAUUGAGUAGAUUACGAAAUGGUAGUAGAAAAAAGAUGAUUACAAUCUUACAAUAACAGCUAUUCACAGAAUUUUAUUCAGUUUAUCAAAAUUAUAUGUUCUUUGAGGGUGAACGUUCACGUGUGUUGCUUACAAAUUUUUAUAUAUACUCAGAGGCACAAUUAUCCGCCCACUUUAAUAUACUCGCGUCAUACUAAAGUGGGCGGAUAAUUGUGCCUCUGAGUAUACAUAAGUACUGACUAAGCACAUCAUACGUCGGAUAAGGUAGAGUGUUGCCAAUGUGUUUCUUCCAUAAAAGUCCGUGCAGCACUAAAAAAAAACAACCUUAUUAUACAUAAACAUAAUAAUACAGUACCUUAACUUAAGCAAUAAUAUUAAAAGCUAAGUAAUGUAGGUUUUCAACCUGUAUCCCGUUUCAUUGCAAUAUUUUAUUCUAAACGAAAUAGGCGUAUAUUUAGAUAUUGAGAAUUGAAUAUUUAAAAAAAAAUAUUGUCCGUUCAUUCUUUGUAGCUCGAAUAGAAAAACUUCCCAGUAUGUAUUUUUUUUUUUGUGUUUUGUAUCUUUUUUUUAUACAUUGAUUUAUGCUCCAUUUUUGACAAUUCAAUUAUGUGUUAUUAAAAUUUAUUUUAAUUAUUAUACUACUUACUUAUUUUUUAUUAUGAGCUAUGAACAAUGCAAUUGUUAAAGGACCUUAAUGUAAACAAAUGAGCACUCAACAUAGAACUUCCAAUGAAAAUCUAGCAAUAACUUUAUCAUUAACUUUAAUUACAUAUUUUAUAUCGAUAUUUAGCAAUGGUGUCCUGUUGUAGAACUUAAAAAUAAAUCCCAUUUUAUAUAGAAGUCAUAGUGGUACAGUCAAUGGUUGUUUUGUAAUGCCCUAGAAUUGGUGCUGUUAUCGAAAAAAAAUGCCCAAAAUACAAUCGGAUAUGCCUUGCUACAUAUUUUUGGUGAAGAAUUUAAUGAAAGUGAUGUAUUAAAAGUAAAAACUAGAUUUAUAAAUUACUAUAUUGUAAUAUCAUAGUUUUCUGUGAUUUUGUCCAGUAUGAAUAUAAUAAUAAUUUCAAAUGUUUUGAAUUAUAAAUUUAUUCAUGAGUCAUCAGUCGUUAUUGCUUUAACAUUGUCAAAUUUUUGCCCAAGAAAUAAUAAAUCAGUUUUGUAUAAACAGGCUUAUGUAGUAAUUUUUUUUUAAUUUUUAAAUGCUAUAAAACUAAAUUGUCUGGCCAUAUUACUGCUAUUUUAAUUCGGGAAGUUCGUUUUGGUUUGAAAAAUGCCGUAACACAUUAUAAUGCUUAAAGCCACGUACGUAAAGUACCACGUAAAGUACAUUACGCGACCGUCACAGUAUGGAAAUUGCCACUAAGCACUCAGUUCACAGUGCAUUCCUUUUUUAAAUGAAAUCAAAGUAAUAAAAUGAAAGUGUAAUGAAAAAGCAUAUUUAAACCCCGAUUGCGUCUACAUUAUAAACGCGCCGUAUACUGGACACAUUUGAAUAUCGGAGUAAAGCUCGCUGCAUAUGUACUCGUAACGUGAUCUAUCUCGGACGCAACUUUGGACUAUUGUCGUACCCACUUCUAAUAGUCUUUCCCAACUAGUUGGAGGGGAAUGGGAAUAUUAGUCAUAUUUAAAAUAUAUGGCAAAUAUUCUUUAUAAAAAAAACUGGGAAAUGCUUUUUCACACAAAAUGCACGAAAGUGUAUACGUGGUGGGGGGAUGGCGACGUGUAGGCCUAGCAUGCGUCAACGGCUCAGACUAAAUUACAUAAUGGCCUGCCUCGCUUGACGUUACUAUUCUGUCAAAGUAUAUGAUCAACGAUCUAAUGCGAUUAUAGAAACUGUCCCCAUAGAAUCGAUGUUUCAUAAUUUCGUCGUUUUUUCGUCGGUUAAAGAACUUCGUAAAAAUACCUUUUUGUGUAGUUGAAUGGUGUAAAAAACGGUCAAAAUCUUCUAGUAUAUUAUAAGAUGUAUACCAAAUCUAAGCUCGUUUUACUCAAAAAAUUACAGACAAUUUUGUUCGUGUAUUCGGGUGAGAACUUGUAAUUAGUCUGAGGUCAACGGCAUAUCUCGUGAAGAGAAAAAUAAACAUAUUUUCGACCAAUAAUAACAGAGUUGUCAGUGGCCCAGUUCUUUUGUCCCACUGCAAUGACAGGAUAGUGAUAUUUUCGACUCGCUAUUGGUACUUUCUCUUGUCUAUCACGAACUAUGUCUUGGAGUGUAUCUUAGGCCGAGUGGUGUCACGUACCGUCGCCGCUCCGUCCACGUCCUAACCCCGUUCCAUAUGCAGCGACCCUAAGCCCCCCACUCGCACAAGAGUUUUUUUAACGGACGUUAAAAAAGGGCUCAAAUACAACAAAUGCAUUCACAAGUAUAUGUUCACACGACAACGUUUUUAAAACACGAUGCUAUUUUUCGAGCAGUGUUGCAUUUUCAAUUUUGGGCGUUGGAAAUAGACCUUCAUUUAACUGCAAACUAUAUUUGAACUCUUUUUUUUAACGUCCGUUAAAAAUAAUUUGGUGCAUAUGAGGGCUAAGUCAUUUUGUUCUUGUUUACAUUAUAGUCUUGUACCCUGUGUAAUAAAAAAAUUGAAAUAUUUAAUGAUCUCAUUACCUCUCCAUUUAUUUUGUCUAAUUCAUGACAAUAAAUGAAUUUUCGAAAAUGUACUUUCAUGAUCGCGGCAAUGCCUAAUAUCGAUAAGCACGAUUCCUAACAUAUCACACAAUUUAUGCUUAGGUAGCAGCACAAAGUAUUUUUUUUUAAAUACCCGCUAAAAGUCUCCAAUUUGUAAUGUUUACCCUUACAGGUAGAACAUUCCGGUUAACGUUUUGUGACGUUGUGAACUCACUUUACUCUUGCAUUUUAUUAUUUCUAGUAUUUAAUAUAACUUUGCCAUAAAUUUAUUGUUUAGUUGUGAUUGUAUUUUUAAUAAAUUUAGGUACUUUUUCACGUGAUGGUCAAAACUCAAAUUCCAAAUCAUUUAUUCUUAAAAAGCAAAAACCUACUCUGAUAAAUUUCCUCUUGCCCCAAGAAUAAAUAGAAGUCAUACAAACUAUUACAAAAACAAUUUUUAAAUGUUUCACUGCCGUUUCGGCUUAUCUUGCGGUAUUUUUAAGACAAAUUGUUACAUUUUAUCUGUUGUCCUCUUUACAUAUAAAUGCUUGUAUGAUAUGGUUGGAACAGCGUGUUUGUGCUCAAAGCGAAAUAAGUCCUAAUUGCUGUAAGUAGGUAUAUAUAGAGAAACACUGUAAAGGUAGCAUUUCGCAAAGAGACGAAGUAUUAUUGCUCCAAUAUAAAAUGAAUUUUGUGUGUAGCUAGAUGAAAUAUGUUAGAUCAAUUUGUCGGAAUGCAAAAAUUAACGCGUUACCUGACUUCAUUGGAUAUUUUAUUUAUUCAAUUUAUUCGCCCCUAGUCCAAUUUGUGAGAUAUAAACGUGUUGUGACUUAUAUAUUUGUGCUCGAAAAUCGAAAUAUCGAAUGCCUUUACAGCUGGCAAAAAAAGAGUAGAAAUUAAUAGAGGUGCACUAUCGCCAUUAUGGCAACACGAAUACAAGAAACGUAAACGUAACCAUAACAACAUACCGUGCAGACUACAUUAGUAUUUUAGUCGAGUACAAAUGAUUUUUGGGCGGUAAAUCCAAAAUUGUUUCUACUCGACUGAAAUACUAAAGUAAGUCCGAACUAGGUCUCAAAGCCGACAGAAUAAUCACUUUUGACAGCAUAGACACUAUAGACAAGUCGAAUAGUGUUGUAAGAGGGAAAAAAAAGAUUCUACACUUUUUUUUGCCAAGCUGUACAUCUACGUCCGCAUUCGAGAUUGCGGAUGAAUACGUAGAUGCGGAACAUCCGCAUUGCGAAUGCAGCUGCGUAUAUUAGUAACAUAAUAAGCAAUUAGCAAUAAAAUUAAUUAGUAUAGUAUUUUACCAUUGAACUUCUACUGACGUGGAUUCUGCGUUCGUAUUCCAGUCUCGAUAAAUAACGGCGCCAAAUGCCACCUUUAUAUUGAAACUUAAUGGCGAUUCUAUUAAGCAUUCUUUAAAGACAUAAUAAUAAAUUAAUUUUUGAUGAUUUAUGCAAUGCGGGAUUUAUUUAUUUGAAGCAAUUAGGCGAAUGUUUAUAAUAUUCCAUUGUAUUUUUGUUGCAGUGAUAUUAUGAAUGUUAUAAGAAUAAAUGGAUAUUUUAAUAAAAGUCAUUUAAAUAAA